AUGGCGCCGACAGUAGAGAAUGGCGUCAUCUCGCCGCUGUUCACGCUAGAAGAAGACGCUGAAUUUGUUACCCAGUCCGAGCCAGCCCGCGUAAUUCCUGCGCCUAUCACAACUUGCUUCUUCGAUUUGGAUGAUACCCUGUAUCCUCGUAGCGCUGGCCUCAGCUGUGUGAAGAAUAUUGAAGAUUACAUGGUUCAACACCUGGGUUUCUCAGCAGACACCGCAGGCGAGGAGGCCAUCAGGCUGUACAAGGAGCAUGGCACCUCCAUGGCUGGACUCAGGGCAGAAGGUUACGCCUUCGACUUUGACGACUGGCAUGCAUUCGUCCACGGCCGACUGCCAUACCACCUGCUGAAGCCAGACCCCGCCUUGAGGCACCUGCUGGAGUCACUUCCUCAACGCAAAUUU
Molecule: messenger RNA, 408 nt
Organism: Closterium sp. Naga37s-1
Lineage: Eukaryota; Viridiplantae; Streptophyta; Zygnematophyceae; Desmidiales; Closteriaceae
Source: the annotation of a GenBank genome assembly